Cheilinus undulatus (humphead wrasse) is the source of this 1606-nucleotide messenger RNA. RefSeq names its product coenzyme Q4 homolog (S. cerevisiae) (gene coq4). Gene Ontology annotation, cellular component: mitochondrion; mitochondrial inner membrane. The record is from RefSeq and is a predicted model, not a curated record. NCBI's taxonomy places the organism in Eukaryota, Metazoa, Chordata, Actinopteri, Labriformes, Labridae. The transcript is spliced from 7 exons. Gene Ontology annotation, biological process: ubiquinone biosynthetic process. Bases 72 to 899 code for a protein of 275 amino acids.
UCACCAGGGCUGCCCCGGAGUUUAAAUCCAGGGAAUGAUGUAACGCAUGCGCAUUUGCACUAUUAUCCACAAUGUGGCUGAACGUUGGCAGAGGUCUCCAACGGUUGAAUCAGCGACAAUGCUGUUUAUUCCCCACAGUGUGUGCACGCCAGCUGUAUAAUAGUGGCACCGAGUUAUCAGACAGCGGCUAUGAUGUGCUCUAUCCCGGGCAUAUCAACACCACCCCUAUCCAGAAAGCCCUGUUGGCUGUGGGUUCGGGUGUGGCAGCUCUCCAAAAUCCCUACAGACAUGACAUGGUUGCAGUUCUUGGUGAGACGACUGGACACCUAGCUUUGAUUAAUCUCCGAGACAGAAUGAGAAACGAUCCUGAAGGAUACACUGUCCUAACAGAGAGGCCAAGGAUCAGGCUGUCUACACUGGAUCUGGACAUGAUGGCCUCCCUGCCUGAUGGCUCUUUCGGGCGAGAGUACCUCCGUUUUCUGGAGGACAAUCAUGUGACCCCUGACUCCAGGGCUGACGUGAAGUUUGUGGACAAUGAGGAGCUGGCGUACGUCAUGCAGAGAUAUAGAGAGGUUCAUGACCUGAUGCAUACUUUACUGGGAAUGCCCACUAACAUGCUGGGUGAAGUGGCAGUGAAGUGGUUCGAAGCCGCUCAGACUGGACUUCCCAUGUGUGCUCUUGGAGCUGUGUUGGGGCCGCUUCGGCUCAAUGCGAGCCGUUUACAGACUCUUUUCACCUCCCUGGGUCCCUGGGCUCUGCAGAAUGGCCGGCGGUCCCGCUGCAUCCUCAGCGUCUUCUACGAGAGACGGUGGGAGCAGAGUCUGGAGGACCUCAGACAGGAGCUCAACAUAGAGCCGCCUCCUGUCAUAGUCAGUGCUACAAACAAGAGGAACAUCUGACAGAGACAAUAAGGGACUCGGAUAUGAGGAAUGAAUGCACAAAAGGACUUUAAAUGGUGGAAAAACAGAAAUACUUGACUAGGGGAGUUUUUAGUAAGAAGGAUGUUGGGGAAGAUUCAAAAUUGGCACAUUUUGGCUCGUCACGUGUUUGUUUAUAUGUCUUUGAAUCAAUUUUCCUUUAAAAUCUGAUUCAUUUUGAGAGAAAUCAUUUUCUCCACUGAAGCUGUCAAACAGCAGGUUGUCUUCAUCAGUCACUGAUUGCUUUUGUUGAUAGGGACUUGGUCUGUUUUCUGUAUGAAACAUUAAUCAAAUUAAAGUAAUUAUAUUUAUUAAGAAGUACUAUUUUUUUUUAUUUGUGUUGUACUUGUCUCAUGCGCUCUGAAAAAUGUAUUUUUUCCUAGGUUUUUUACAUAUAUGGCAAGAUAUUACCAUUUGUGAAACAUUUUCCAAUAUGAAAUCCAAAGUAAUUUAAACGUGAAAUUUAGCAGUGAAAUUAUUGAGAAAAACUAUGUACACCUGUUGUUGAACAGACUUAAAAAUGCGUGGGAGAGGAGCAGAUGUUGGCCUACAGCCCUAUCACCACAGUUGCUGUAGUUUCACUCUUGUUCACAUCUCUCUAAAUAGAUUUACAGCCUUUACCUCUUCUGUUAAUGCUGAUAUUGAGUUUGACGAGAGGUUUAAAUAAAAUCUAGCAGGUGUAAGUUUAA